AUGUCAGAGCAGGCCGAAAGACCUGUCGCCGCGGCAAUGGCAAUGGGCGGCGUCCUAGGCGAAAAGACUGGCGUGAGUUGUUUCUGGAAUCCCAAGCAUGCGAGAUGGACGACUAACACUCAUACCUCGAUAGACUCACAACGAAUCCAGCGAGAGGCCAAGGAGCUUGCAGCAAGCUACUCUCUCGAUGAAGUGCGAAGUCUCCUGACUACCUUUCAUCGGCUCCACAAGAGGGACCCCAACUUUCCCCUGGACGUCAUCGAGAAGAUUGAGGACUUUCUGAACAACGAGAACAUUGCAAAUGAGCCUGCCAUGUAUGAGCAACAAAUCUCCGAGAUGAAGAUCCAGGCCGCUCUCAUUGUCACCAAUAGCCCCUAUGCAGAGGUCCGGAGUGUCGUCUCCCCCCACGACGACCCUACCAUGCCGUGUUCGACCAUUCGAGCGUGGAUCCUGGGCAUUAUGUUCUCCGGCGCCAUUGCCUUCAUCAACGGCUUCUUCAGCAUUCGCCAGCCGGCCAUUGCGGUCACGUCCAACGUCCCUCAGCUACUGGCCUAUCCCCUGGGGAAGAUGAUGGAGUGGUGGCUGCCCGACGUGGGCAUCACUCUCUUUGGUAUCCGGCACAGCUUGAAUCCUGGCCCGUUCAACCGAAAGGAGCACAUGCUCAUCACGCUGAUGGCCAGCAUUGCAAAGAGCACGCCGUAUACUCAGUACAUCGUCUGGAUCCAGUUUCUCCCACAAUUCUUCAACCAGCGGUGGGCCAUCAACUUUGGCUACCAGAUCCUGAUUGCUCUGUCGAGCAACUUUAUCGGCUACAGCCUGGCUGGAAUCUGCCGCAGGUUUCUCGUAUACCCGUCCUACUGUGUUUGGCCGCAGGCUCUCGUCACCAUUGCGCUGAACAGUGCUUUCCACACAGAGGGCAACUCUCCAGCAUCAGGUCCCUUUGGGAAGAUGUGGCGAAUGUCCCGGUUCAGGUUCUUCUUUUAUGCCUUCACGCUCAUGUUUGUCUACUUUUGGUUUCCCAACUACAUCUUUCAAGCAUUGGGCACCUUUAGCUGGAUGACCUGGAUCGCCCCGGACAAUGCCGACUUGACUCGCAUCACGGGCUCGAACAACGGCCUCGGCAUCAACCCGGUGCCCACCUUUGACUGGAACGUCCUGACUUACAAUCUCGACCCGCUGAUGGUGCCGUUGUUCAGUACGAUCAACUUGUUCAUCGGUAUGCUGCUGACGUCGGUGAUUAUCAUCGCAAUCUAUUACACCAACACGUAUCACACUGCCUAUCUACCGAUCAACUCCAACCAUCCGUACGAUCACUUUGGCAAGCGCUACAACGUCAGUGCGAUCCUCGACGACAGGGGCAUCAUUGACGUUGAAAAGUAUCAAGCCUAUUCGCCGCCAUAUCUCUCCGCUGCCAACGUCGUCAACUACAUGUUCUUUUUCAGCAUCUAUACUGCUGCUUUGACGUAUGGCUUACUGUACCACAGGCUGGAGAUUACCAUGGGGUUCAAAGACCUUGUCAACAGCUUCCGCCCCUCGAAGAAGGCAGAGGUCGAGCAAGGACAGGUCCUGGACGUGCAUAACCGUCUGAUGAAGAAGUACCGGGAAGUGCCAGAGUGGUGGUACAUGAUUGUGCUCGUUGUGAGCGUUGCGCUGGGCUGCGCGGCGAUUGCUUGCUGGCCAACGCACACCAGCCCCGGCGUCGUCUUUUACGGCAUCGCCCUGUGUCUGAUCUUCAUGAUCCCGACGGGCAUCAUCUACGCCAUGACGGGCAUCGAGGUGACGCUCAACGUGCUGGCCGAGUUCGUCGGCGGGUCGUUUGUGCAGGGCAACGCGCUGGCCAUGUGCUUCUUCAAGACGUACGGCUACGUGACGUGUUCCCACGCGCUGUCCUUUGCCAACGACCUCAAGAUUGCGCACUACGUCAAGAUCCCGCCCCGGAUCACCUUUUUCGCGCAGAUGGUGCCGACGCUGGUCUCGACGUUUGUCUGCGUCAGCAUCGUCUCGUACCAGGUGCACCUCAGGGGCGUCUGCACGCCGGACGCGCCCUUCCGCUUCACGUGUCCCGGCGAGAACACCUUCUUCACCGCCGCCGUCCUUUGGGGCACCGUCGGGCCCAAGAGGAUCUGGGGCGUGGGCGGCCAGUACUCGGCGACGCUGCUGGGGUUCCCGCUGGGCGCGGCCGUCGUGGUCCUGUUCUGGCUUCUCGGGAGGUGGUGUCCCAAGAGCCGGGUGCUUCGCGCGACGCAUCCCGUUGCCCUGCUCAACGGCGGCAUCUUGUGGGCUCCGUACAACAUGACCUAUCUGCUCCCUGCGGUGCCGGUGGCGCUGCUCUCGUGGGUGUAUAUCAAGGGCCGGUUCUUGGCUCUGUGGUCAAAGUACAACUUUGUGCUGUCUGCCGCGUUUUCGGCGGGCAUCGCCAUCUCGGCCAUUGUGCAGUUCUUUGGCGUCACGUAUCAGGGCGUCACGAUUGACUGGUGGGGGAACAGCGUGGUGAGCAUGGGAUGCGAGGAUCAUGAUUGCAUUCUCAAGACGUUGCCUGAGGGAGAGUAUUUUGGGCCUGCCCCUGGGAGUUAUAACUGA
Trichoderma reesei QM6a is the source of this 2580-nucleotide messenger RNA. RefSeq lists its product as uncharacterized. Gene Ontology annotation, biological process: transmembrane transport. The transcript has 5 exons. Gene Ontology annotation, molecular function: oligopeptide transmembrane transporter activity. The record is from RefSeq and is a predicted model, not a curated record. Bases 1 to 2580 code for a protein of 859 amino acids. NCBI's taxonomy places the organism in Eukaryota, Fungi, Ascomycota, Sordariomycetes, Hypocreales, Hypocreaceae.